AUUUAUUUUACGUGUAACCCGGAAGUAGAAUACCACGUCUCGUAUUUGUUUCCGGUAGUGACUGUCGAAUCUUGACCCCCCGGCUUCGAGGAGGACUGUUGAUAUUUCCGGUAAUCUUCGGUGUCAUUUCAACACGUUCCAGGGUCCCGCCCCUCUCCACGUUUGGUCCCUCAUGGGCGGCUGGUCUAGCAGUGCCGUGCUGGGGCUGUACCGGGCGCUGCUCCGUGCAGGGCGUCACCUUCAGUACACAGACCGCAACUACUACCGACGCGCCGUGGCGCGCGAGUUUCGCCGCUGCCAAACACUGACGGCCCCCGAAGACAAGGAGGCGGCUCUGAAGAGGGGCCAGUUUUUCCUCAGUAGCCGACUAGGUGGGCUUAUGUAGGGGAGGGGUCGGCUGGAGGUGGGGGUAAAGGUCAUCUGCAAGUAUCUCUCCCAGGAUGGCAGGAGUGAAUGGAGACCGUAAAGGAAAGAAAGAUGACAACGGCAUCGGCACCGCCAUCGACUUCAUGCUUUCCAAUGCCAAGCUUGUUUUGGGUGUCGGCGGAGCGGCCAUGCUUGGCAUCGCAACGCUGGCUGUCAAAAG
Doryrhamphus excisus (bluestripe pipefish) is the source of this 586-nucleotide messenger RNA. Its product is annotated as mitochondrial ribosome and complex I assembly factor AltMIEF1-like. The record is from RefSeq and is a predicted model, not a curated record. NCBI's taxonomy places the organism in Eukaryota, Metazoa, Chordata, Actinopteri, Syngnathiformes, Syngnathidae.